AUGGAACGAGCCAAUAACCGAGUUGAAUCUUCCGCCCCAUCCACAGCGCAAGCACAAGUCUGCAAUGAGCCCCCUGAUGGCGGAUACGGCUGGGUAUGCACUGUCGCAGCUGCAGUCAUCAACGCACACUCCUGGGGCUUCAACUCCGCCUACGCAGUCUUCCUGGCAUAUUACCUGGACAAUGACAUCUUCCCCGGAGCAACAUCUCUACAGUAUGCAUUCGUGGGCUCACUCAGCAUCAGCGUCCUGAUGCUCACCUCCCCGAUUGCAACAAUCGCAGUCCGCGAGAUCGGGAUUCGACCGACCAUGUUCUGCGGCGUUGUUCUCGAGACAAUCAGCCUGCUAUGCGCGAGUGCAGCGACGCAGAUAUGGCACCUAUUUCUCACGCAGGGGAUUGUGUUCGGGAUGGGUUUAAGCCUCUUGUUCAUCCCAACCGCUGCAGUUGUUCCGCAGUGGUUCACCACCAAACGAUCGUUAGCGAGCGGCGUCUCCCUCUCCGGUGCUGGGAUGGGAGGUCUGAUUUAUUCGCUUGCGGCAUCGGCCAUGAUUCACGAUCUGGGAUUAACCUGGACCUUUAGAAUUCUGGGCAUCAUUGCCUUUGUGGUCAACACGAGCUGCACGCUUCUGAUCAAGGACCGGAAUAAAGACAUCGGGUCGAAUCAGGGUGCGUUUGAUAUGAUGCUGUUCAAGAGGUGGGAGUAUAUCCUGCUCCUGGGAUUCAGCGGGUUCACUAUGCUGGGAUACUUUAUCUUGAUUUUCACCUUGGCGAACUUUGCAAAGUCCAUUGGUCUUGAUUCAUCCCAGGCUUCUGUUGCUAGUGCCCUCUUUAACCUGGGACAGGCACUUGGUCGACCGCUUAUUGGAUACUUUAGCGACGUCACUGGCCGUAUCAACAUGGCUGGCUCGAUGACAUUAAUUGCCGGUGUUCUUCCGCUGGUUGUUUGGACCAAUACCAGCAACUACGGUGUAUUGAUCUUCUUCACGUUCGUGGAGGGCCUCUUUGCUGGCAAUUUCUGGGCAACGAUUGCGCCGCUCGUGGCGGAGGUCGUUGGGCUUAAGAACGUGCCCUCUGGUCUGAACUUGCUGUGGCUUGCUAUUGUUAUACCAUGUACGUUUAGCGAGGCGAUUGCAUUGGAGAUUGUUGAUGGGACGGGGAAUUAUCUUGGGACUCAGCUGUUUACGGGGUUUAUGUAUAUCGCUGCGGCGGCGUGUAUGUGGGCGCUCCGGGGAUGGAAGAUAUUGCAGAAUGAGGCAGCAGCAGCAGAAGGAACGGAUGCAGCUGGAAUAGUGAGUAGACAUGUGUAUUUUGGUGAGAUCUGGAUCAAGUCUUUGAAGUGGGCGAAUGUUUAG
This is a messenger RNA of Aspergillus versicolor CBS 583.65, 1350 nucleotides long. RefSeq lists its product as uncharacterized. Lineage: Eukaryota; Fungi; Ascomycota; Eurotiomycetes; Eurotiales; Aspergillaceae. Gene Ontology annotation, biological process: transmembrane transport. The transcript has 2 exons. Gene Ontology annotation, molecular function: transmembrane transporter activity. The record is from RefSeq and is a predicted model, not a curated record. Bases 1 to 1350 code for a protein of 449 amino acids.